Molecule: messenger RNA, 1155 nt
Organism: Mastomys coucha (southern multimammate mouse)
Lineage: Eukaryota; Metazoa; Chordata; Mammalia; Rodentia; Muridae
Gene: Trmt44
Product: tRNA methyltransferase 44 homolog
Exons: 8
Coding region: 1-1074 (357 amino acids)
Biological process (GO): tRNA methylation
Molecular function (GO): tRNA (uridine) methyltransferase activity
Source: RefSeq, a predicted model, not a curated record
AUGGCUGUGGUAGUGGAGCAGGAUGGAUGGGAAGAGAACUCUGCGCAGGAGCUCGACCUGAUUCUCAGGACCGUCAUCCCGAAAGCGAGCCCGCACUCCCCCCUUAGAGAGCCUAAGAAAGAACUAGUGGUGCGAGAUGUCUCCAGUGGGAGUGUCUCCUUUUUGCCCUUAGAAGAAGAUAAUGAGGGGAAUUUGGAGGUUAAAAUGAGCAACGUGUAUCAGCUCCGUCUCCAUCACAGCGAAGGAGAAUGGGUUGUCUAUCCCAAGCCUGCCUGGUUCGGAGAACUGCUGUCCAAGCUGGCCAGGUGGGCGGUGGAGAACAGGAAGAGCGAGUUUAAAAGCACACUUUCCCUGGUGUCCAUCCUGCGUUAUAGCAAGAUGUACCAGGAGCUCAAAGAGAAGUACAGAGACAUGGUAAAGGUAAUGCUAGAGAACUUUUCAUUUCAGCAUCCAGGCAGAGGGAUUGAUGUCCGAAGAAGAAAAAUCUGGGAUAUGUAUGGACCCCAAACUCAGCUGGAGGAAGGUUCCAUCACUCCGAGUGACAAGACCCUGUUCCCUGGUGUUGAUUGGCUGAUUGGUAACCAUUCUGAUGAGCUCACCCCCUGGAUCCCUAUUCUCUGGGUUUCUUUCCUCUCCAGGUCUUCCUACACCUGUCGGUUCUUCGUCCUGCCCUGCUGUUUCUUUGACUUUGUGGGGCGAUACCCACAGAGCCCGCCUGGUGGGGGACAUGCACCUUCUGAACCUCAGAGUGCUGCUCACGAUGCUGGUCACCAGGACAGUCACAGGACCUUUGAUGCUGGGGCUGAGUGCAUGCUGGAGGGCCUAGCUGCUGAGGGAGGAGCAGGAGCCCCAGCCACAGGACUCUGGGUGCCUGGGUUCUGCCCUAGAGAAAAGACCGAGCGUGUGAGGAAUUGUGCUGCCCUCCCUCGAGACUUCAUUGACCAGGUGGUUUUACAGGUGGCAAAUUUGUUGUUAGAUAGAGGGAAGUUCAACACGGGCAACUCUGAAGCCGGGAAUCUGAAGACCUGGAAUGGAGGAGGUAGGCCCACUGAGGCAGCUCACUGGCCAUUGUGAACUCUGGGUCCUCUGUAGCUCAGCACACUCAGGGUGGGAGUGAGCGCUGUCCACGGUGCCAUUCAGGAGAGGACAGCAAGC